Molecule: messenger RNA, 666 nt
Organism: Zychaea mexicana
Lineage: Eukaryota; Fungi; Mucoromycota; Mucoromycetes; Mucorales; Lichtheimiaceae
Exons: 5
Coding region: 1-666 (221 amino acids)
Biological process (GO): ubiquitin-dependent protein catabolic process
Cellular component (GO): endoplasmic reticulum
Molecular function (GO): metal ion binding; ubiquitin protein ligase activity; ubiquitin-like protein conjugating enzyme binding
Source: RefSeq, a predicted model, not a curated record
AUGGACAACUCAACAGAACCCAUAAUUCCAGAACGGAAACGGAAUCAGUUUUCAUACAAUUCAAACGAGCUUAGACGGCGGCAUAUCGGGAAAACUGCUGCUGCUACUUUUGGAAAAAGCGAGUCGUCGUCUGGUACAACGACACGAGCAGAAACGAAUACGAGUGGAGGAGGAGGAUUCUAUGAAUGUAAUAUAUGCUUCGAUACGGCAACACACCCGGUAUUGACACUGUGUGGCCAUUUAUUUUGUUGGUCAUGUCUUGCACAAUGGCUUAAUGCACAAUCGCGCAAUCCUACCUGUCCUGUAUGCAAAGCUGGAUGUGGUAAGGAUAAGGUGAUCCCUAUUUACGGACGAGGACGAGAAGAAAAAGAUCCAAGGAAUGAUCCAUCGAUACCCACACGCCCAGCAGGCCAGAGACCACCCCCAUUACGAGACCCAAACACACCGGCAACCUCGUUCUUUGGACAACCAUUCCGAGGAGCCAUGUAUAACGCCGGCAGCAACGUUGCGAUCUCUGCAGGCAUUGGCUUAUUUCCACUAGGCAUUACUUUGAAUAUUCCGGCAACAUCCGGUGGUCUGCACGGACAAAAUGCACAGAGCUCAUUUUUAUCGCGAUUGAUCUUGAUGGUCAUCAUUCUGUUCCUUGCUGCGAUCAUAUUCUAUUAA